AGGAAGUUUUAUAAUUGAAGAUUUUACCUUUAGCUUGUAAUUAUUUGUAUCGGUACAAGUUGAGUCACCGACCACGAGAUGGCGUCCUCCAACGAAGAUUUCGAUUAUACAAGGACUCUAGAAAAAGUGAACGGAAAGAUCCUUACCUUUGAAAUAUUAAACGUUAGCAAAUAUUUUAUUCCUUAUUAAUUUAUGAUUAAAAAAAGUAAAAUAAUCGGAGGCGACGAUUGACAAAGAUAUCAUUUAUUAAAACUGUACAGAUAAGUUUCGGUUUAUUCCAGUAGACGGCGUAAUGUCGUCGUUUUGUAUUUCCGUUUCGGAAGUAGAAUGUCGAAGAUCGAGAAAGUUAACGAACUGCGGAGAAAGAUUGGAGAUUUGGCGUCGUUUUUAAACGAAACUUCUCCCCUUUCUAACGCUCACACGGUCGAUUUUAUAACAAAGGAAAGAUGGAAAUUACUCGAUCCCGAUCUUGGAAAAGAUCUUCUCGACUUACCGAGGGAUCAAUUGAACGCGAUUUUAGGCAACGAUUUCGUCACGUCAGAUAGACGGAAAAAAUAUCCACAUUUAUGUCAGUUCCUAAUCCGAACGAGAAACUUCUGUUCCGAACGAUUGGGAAUCUGCACUGAUAUAAACCGGAUCUUGCCGAAAUUUGGCACGUGGCAGGAUUCUUUCGAAAGUAACGCAAAAAAUGCCAACUGGUGUGUACCCGAGAAGAAGAGGCAUGAAGUGCGAAACAUGGCCGCUCUCAUAUCCGCUCUGAAUGACAUAUUUCCGGUCGAUCUGGUAGUGGACGCUGGAAGUGGCAAGGGAUAUCUAUCCUCCUAUGUGGCCCGUUUUCUGGGUCUGGACGCUUUGGGUAUCGAAGCGUGCGAAAAGAAGUGUUGUAGCGCCCUCCUUCGUCAUGCGAAGAUGCUAGAACGGACGGAAGAGACCCAGUCGAAUAAAAAGUGGAAGGAGUUCGUGUCAACAACCGAAAAUAUUGACCGGACCAGCGAUCUGGAAAAGAUCAUCCAACGGACAAUAAUUAAUAAAGACUGUUGUAAAAUCUCCGAGGAGACUGGAGAAGGUAAAGAUGUGACAUUUACUUUGGCUCUGUCCGAGAGACUGGAAGAGGAGAAAAGAAAAAGUGUUUUGCUAUGUGGACUUCAUACUUGCGGGAAUCUAUCCGGCGCGUCGAUUCGUCAGUUCGUUACCUGUGGGUCGGUUAAAAUUCUGUGUCAAGUAGGUUGCUGUUACAAUUUGCUCACAGAAGAGUUCUGCCAGGAGGAAAGAGCGGAAGGAAUAAAUUCAGAAACGGGAUUUCCCUUAUCUUCCUUUCUUAGAGAAGCGAAAUUUUCUUUGGGAAGAAAUGCUCGGCUCUUAGCCUCUCAAUGCCGAGAACGAACCCUUAAAAAUAUGGAUUUUCAUCAACCUCUCUUCUAUCGUGCUCUCCUACAAGUGGCACUAACCGACUAUUUAGGUACAACUUGUCAGAAUGUGGAAAUUCGAGUAGGAAGAAUGGCCAAAAGCUGUCCGUCUUUUAAAGUCUAUGUUUACAAAGCCUUAGGAAAACUAAACCUCCGAGAAAUAAAUAUCGAUGAUGAUGAUGUAGAAAAUUAUUUACGGGUUUAUUCGGACGAAGAGAAGAAAUUGAAAGCCUUUCAACUUUUAAGAAUAAUUUUGGCUUCUUGCAUAGAAACGUUAAUCUUAUUAGACCGGUUACUUUAUUUAUGGGAACAGGAUUGCGUGGAAGAAGCAUACUUGACGCGUCUGUUUGAUUCCUUGAUUUCCCCCCGAUGCUACGCCUUGAUUGCCAUCAAGAAGAAAUCAGAAUGAAGGGUCAUUUCUUCGGAAAUUACAAUUUUAUUAGUAAUAAAACUCACCGAGUUUCUCCAGGGAGUUUCGACAUCAGACAGAAUGAUCACCACUUCUUCGUACCGCCUUCCGACGCUCCUUUUCGUCUCUAUUUCUUCCGAAAACUGAAGGCAAAAGAAACUCAG
Molecule: messenger RNA, 1979 nt
Organism: Centruroides sculpturatus (bark scorpion)
Lineage: Eukaryota; Metazoa; Arthropoda; Arachnida; Scorpiones; Buthidae
Product: methyltransferase-like protein 25
Exons: 8
Coding region: 328-1815 (495 amino acids)
Source: RefSeq, a predicted model, not a curated record